Molecule: messenger RNA, 540 nt
Organism: Pelobates cultripes (western spadefoot toad)
Lineage: Eukaryota; Metazoa; Chordata; Amphibia; Anura; Pelobatidae
Source: the annotation of a GenBank genome assembly
AUGGGGCACUCGUACCGCACCUGCCCCAAAGCCCUAAACAACAUUGAAUCCAUCUGGAGUAUGGAUCCGGUGGAGAUGGACUCAGCUGGGUUAGGGGAAGUGGUGGCUGGACCGUCGGCUGUCUCCGUCCCUGGCAUGACGGUCUCCAGGUCUCAACCGCUGUCCAUCCUCCCCCUGGUCUCAAACGUAACAUCUGAGGCCCCAGUGACGGCUGCCAGCUCACGUCCUCAUGAUAAGGUUAGUGUAGGCACUUCCAGCACUGGUGUGGUUGUCCCCGAGUCGCCUGGUCCCUCUCCUACAGUUAAUAUCCCCCUGGUUAAGACUAUUCCCCUGGCACUGUCCCCUGAAUCCCAUGAGUUGGUGUGGAAAGAAGUAAAGUCUAGAAAUCCCCCUCCUUCGAAGGUCUCAGCUCCCUCCCUGCCCCAGAAGACUGCCAAGCCCCCUGCGGUGCAGCCCCAGGAAAACGGUGAUGUGAUAAAGGGUGGCAAGGCAAAGGAGGCCGCCUCCUCUUCCGUCGUGCAGGAUGCCCUUAUCGAAUAG